GGGAGGAGGGAGGGGAGCUGGCAGCUCCCGCUCGGCUCGGCCAGCCUCGCGCACCCCCGCCUCGCUGCUCCGCUUCGUGCCCCCACCCGGGCAUGCGCCCCCCGAGCCCCCGGCAACCCCGAGCCCACGCCGACCCCCGCAGCCCCCCUAGAACCGGCCCCGCAGCAUGGGCGCCCUGGACCCCGCGGCGCCGCCGCUGCUGCUACUGCUGCUGAUGCUGGGAGUUGGGUGCUGGGCCCGGGAGGUGCUGGUCCCUGAGGGGCCCUUAUACCGUGUGGCUGGCACUGCCGUCUCCAUCUCCUGCAAUGUCACCGGCUAUGAUGGCCCAGCCCAGCAGGACUUCGAGUGGUUCCUCUACAGACCUGAGGCCCCAGAGGCUGCGCUGGGCAUCGUCAGCACUAGGGAUGCCCGAUUCUCCUAUGCGGUCUUUGGACCCCGCGUGGCAUCCGGGGAGGUGCAAGUACAGCGUGUGCAGGGCGAUGCAGUGGUGCUCAGGAUCGCCCGCCUGCAGGCCCAGGAUGCCGGCAUUUAUGAGUGCUACACCCCCUCCACUGAUGCCCACUACCUGGGCAGCUACAGUGGCAAGGUGGAGUUGAGAGUUCUUCCAGACUUGCUGCAGGUGGCGGCCACUCCCCCAGGGCCCCGAGGCCGCCAGGCCCCAACAUCACCCCCUCGCCUGACGGUACAUGAGGGGCAGGAGCUGGCUCUUGGCUGCCUGGCACGGACAAGCACACAGCAGCACACACACCUGGCUGUGUCCUUUGGGCGGGCAGUGCCUGAGGCACCUGUGGGACGACCCACGCUGCAGGAAGUAGUGGGACUCCGGCCCAACCUGGCCGUGGAGGCUGGUGCUCCCUAUGCUGAGCGAUUGGCUGCUGGGGAGCUCAGGCUGAGCAAGGAGGGGACUGAGCGCUACCGCAUGGUGGUGGGGGGUGCCCAGGCUGAUGACGCAGGCACCUACCAUUGCACAGCAGCUGAGUGGAUCCAGGACCCUGAUGGUAGCUGGGCCCAGAUCGCUGAGAAGAGGGCUGUCCUGGCCCACGUGGAUGUACAGACGCUAUCCAGCCAGCUGGCGGUGGCAGUGGGCCCCGGGGAGCGACGCAUCGGCCCCGGGGAGCCACUGGAACUGCUGUGCAACGUGUCAGGGGCGCUGCCCCCACAGGGCCGUCAUGCUGCCUACUCUGUGGGCUGGGAGAUGGCCCCUGCAGGAGCACAUGGGCCUGGCCGCCUGGUAGCCCAGCUGGACACGGAGGGCGUGGGGAGCCUGGGCCCUGGCUACGAGGGCCGGCACAUUGCCAUGGAGAAGGUGGCAUCCAGGACCUACCGGCUGCGGCUGGAGGCUGCCAGGCCCGGUGAUGCGGGUACCUACCGUUGCCUCGCCAAGGCCUACGUUCGAGGAACUGGGGCCCGACUUCGGGAGGCUGCCAGUGCCCGCUCCCGGCCCCUCCCUGUGCACGUGCGGGAGGAAGGUGUGGUGCUAGAGGCUGUGGCGUGGCUCUCUGGAGGGACUGUGUACCGAGGGGAAACAGCCUCCCUGCUCUGCAACAUCUCAGUGCGGGGUGGCCCCCCUGGGCUGCGACUGGCUGCCAGCUGGUGGGUGGAGCGGCCAGAAGAGGGGGAGCUGAGCUUGGCCCCUGCCCAGCUGGUAGGGGGUGUGGGCCAGGAUGGAGUGGCAGAGCUGGGGGUCCGGCCUGGAGGAGGCCCAGUCAGCGUGGAGCUGGUGGGGCCAAGAUGCCAUCGGCUGAGGCUGCACAGCUUGGGACCUGAGGACGAGGGCGUGUACCACUGUGCCCCCAGUGCCUGGGUGCAGCAUGCGGACUACAGUUGGUACCAGGCAGGCAGCACACGCUCGGGACCUGUCACCAUCUAUCCCUACACUCAUGCCCUGGACACCCUGUUGCUGCCCCUGCUGGUGGGUACAGGGGUAGCCCUAGUCACUGGCGCCACUGUCCUGGGCACCAUCACCUGCUGCUUCAUGAAGAGGCUGCGGAAGCGGUGAUCCCUCACUCUUCAGUUCUGCAGGUGUUGACUGUCUCCCGGUACGCUCCCACCACCUCUGGUUGCCUGGAUACUCUCCCCCCCCAACCUUGCCCUUUAAUUUAUUUGACCAACCCUGACCCAGGGGGAUCCUGGCCCUCUCCCCACUUCUUCCUUCCCCACUUCCUUCCCCUGGCCUUCUGUUCUUGGUCUCGUAACCUGCCCGCAGGCAGGCCAUUCCCUUUCCCAGAAAUAGUUUUUCUAAAAUGUGAAUAAAUUUGUUUUCUAAA
Messenger RNA from Talpa occidentalis (Iberian mole), 2267 nucleotides. It is a transcript of the gene IGSF8, whose product is annotated as immunoglobulin superfamily member 8. The coding region runs from base 167 to 1999 and encodes 610 amino acids. NCBI's taxonomy places the organism in Eukaryota, Metazoa, Chordata, Mammalia, Eulipotyphla, Talpidae. The transcript has 7 exons. The record is from RefSeq and is a predicted model, not a curated record.